CGUUGACAUAUAUUUUGGGAAUUUCAUUUUCCUACGUAAUAUCUUUCUCAAAUAUUCUAUAAAUUUUAUCGUUUCUCAUAAUGGAUGCUUACAGUUUGGUGACAAAAGGUAACGGCCUCAAGGGGCACAAAACAAUCACUCACGGGACAGCUUAUACUCAAAAACAUGAAAUGGAGUGUGAUUCACAAGAAGCGCGAAUAUCACCUCCUAAGUCAAUCAUCGAUUCCAGCCCUCUACAGGCAGCUAUGGACAAGAAUAAAGAAUCUUUAAAAGUAAAACUCCUUGUCAGAAGAACGGUAAACCAACUGGUAGAACAAGGAAUAAUGCCUUCUCUGAAAACAUCUCCAGCAAUUUAUGAGCAACAGCGGCAACUUGAAAGGGCCAAAACUGGCGAUUUGCUCAAAGCUAAAAUAAAACAAAGACCGGAUAGAAUAGAGCUCGAAAGGCGACAUAUUUUGGAACAUCAGGAAGGCAAUAUUGACCCCAGUCUGGCGGAAAAAAAAAGAAUGUUAGAAAAAGCUUUGUUAGUAGAUCAUCUGAAUUCUAAGAUAUCCCAUCGACCAGGGCCAUUGGAACUAAUUGAAAAAAAUAUACUGCAUGCAGAAGAGCCAAUAGAACGAAUAGUAAAAGAGGGCCUUGUAAACUACACGUCUACUGAUGAAGCUGCAUCGUUAUUAAGCCCGGAAAGCAUGGUUUGCAUUGAAGAAGAUUCUUUGAGUUCCGAAGGUGAAACCCAGAAUUUGCAUAAAAUUGGGCCUAUUAAUGUAGUAUUCUUAGCACAGCCGCAAGGAACAAUAGCUGUGGAUACUCUAAUAGCUACGUCAUCGUUUGAGCUGGACCCUUUGAAUGGUGAAUCAGGAAAAUCGAAUAGUUGUAACACGCUGGUAGGGUCUGAAAUAUGUGCCAGAAUAGAAAAUACUAUCGAAGGCUCUAGAAAAAACAACUGCGGUUCAUUGAAAGCUGAUAUAAAAGAAAAGAGUAAGAAAAAAAAUAAACAUAAAGCUAUAUCUAAGGCUCGCUCAAUCAAAUUUCACGAAUAUAAAGGACCCCCGAAUGCACACAAGCAUUCAUCCAUGCCACAUGAAAAUGGGGAGACAAACUAUCAGCUUAUAAUGAAGCAGCAAUAUUUGCUAGAAUAUUUAGAAGAGAUUUGCAAACAUCCGCCGGUGUUACCAGCGAGUUCUAAAAUGUCAUUUUCUGCUCUGGCCAAGGAGAAGGAUACAAGCUCAUCCAUUCAAGGAAAUGAACCGACCUCAUCCUUAAAAAUGCCUCCAGAUCCGAUAACUGAAGUUCUGAAUAAACUGAAAGUUUUUCAAUUGAAACGUUACUGUAAAAAGUAUAAUUUACCAGUAUCCGGAUCAAAAUCGACCCUUGUUGAUCGAUUGAAACCUUAUUUGCAUCUAAUGGAAAUAAAUCGUGAUUUCGAAGGAAAAAAUGACGUAGAGGUGCUAGCCGCUGGAAGCUCGCCUAUACAGAAAAAUAAUGAAGCGGUUGAAGAAAAUCUUUUAAAAGAACAACAAAAACGAAUUGCAGAACUUCAAAAACAAUUGAAAAAGAGUCAAGAAGAGUUGGAACAGAUAAAGCUAAUACAAAUGCAUUCUCACCAGGACUGUACGACUAAGCUGCUAAACCAUAGUGCUGAUGUACUUAUGGAGCCCAAAACAGAAACAGUUAUAUCGAACGACUAUAGAAAUGAUGGAGAUAAUAUAACACCAAUGCAUACAGGAAACAUUCUAUCCGAUAUGGAUAUUAAGAUUACAGUACAUAUUGAUCCUAAUUCUGCAACUAAUGACAUGCGUCCUAAAAUCGAUCAAGAAUUUACUAAUAACGAAAUACUUUUAAAUGUUAUAGACCAUCAGCACAGCGAAAUAGAUACUAAUGAAACACAUCAAAAACAAUGGAGAGCCCAUGCUGUUAAUGACAGUAUUAUUUCAUGCGGCAGUAAUUCGUCGGAAAAAAUGGAGGAGUUUGCGUCUAAUAACGAGACUCUCGAUAAAUUGUUGGGGCAAGUUCAGCCAGGUAUUCCAAAUUCAAUCGAUAAAAAUAAGCAAGGCUUUAAGCCUGCUGAUGUUAUUUCAAUUCCGAUCAGUGAUAUGACUAGUUCCGUCAACAGUAAGUCAUUAGACGAUUGCAAUUUGCAUAGUCCCUUGGUUUUGAAUGAUUACAAUGAUGUAAAUUUAUUAGAUUUCCAUAUGCACAUUGAUGAUACCUGCGAUAAUGGACUUGUAAUUCCUCAUCCAGAGGUAACGCAGUUUUCAAAUAUACCAAUUAAGCAGUCGGUUCUCAAUAAUGAUAAUUCGAGGAAAAUUCGCUUCGAGACUAAUAUUGGUACUGAUAGCAAUAAUUCUUUACAUGAAAGUGGGACAGAUAAAGAUAUUUUCAGCAAUUUUGAUGGUCUCCAUUUUGUAAACAGUGAAAUCUAUUCUCAUCAUCGUAAUGGGAUGGACAUGCAAGACUCACAAAAAUCUAAAAUAACCGAUGCUGUGCAUGAUGUCAACAAAAACUAUAGUACCAACUGUCCGGAUUCAACGAAUUGUUUGCUUGACUCGCCCCAAAAUCAAAUAAUACGAUUUCCAUUGUUGCCUAGUACGUCGUCGAAUGCCAAACGAUUGGGUUGGCUUUCUUGCAACUCUCAUUAUGAUAGUAAUAAAAGAAAACAAAUUCAAACCGAUAGCUUGCAUGAAAAUGACCAGGUUAUUGGAAAUCGCCUAAAUAUGUCACAAGAAAAACAAAAUCUUGUCAGGUUUAGCUUUGAUGAUACAGAAAAACGUAAUAGGCAUGAAAUGUCUGUUAGUUUUAACGGCAACAACAAUGUACAAGUCGGCCAUGUCAGUCCAAUGGAUUUUGAUAGCUUACUCUCAAACAUUGAUCUAUCAAUAACAAAUCAGAAUUGUGAUCGAGGAUUACUUGAUGGAAGUCAGGAAAAACUGUUAUAUGAACUUCAGCCAAAUAGUUUACUUGAUUACUUAAAUGAUGAUUUCGGUAUGCAAAAUGAUUCAAUAACAUGCGAAAUAAAUCAUACCAGUUACUAA
Molecule: messenger RNA, 3032 nt
Organism: Sabethes cyaneus
Lineage: Eukaryota; Metazoa; Arthropoda; Insecta; Diptera; Culicidae
Gene: Mrtf
Product: myocardin-related transcription factor B
Exons: 4
Coding region: 81-3032 (983 amino acids)
Source: RefSeq, a predicted model, not a curated record